AUGUACAGAUCAUCAAAAAUGGUUGCCUUAACUGCGGCUACUGUAACUAUCGUUGCAACAGGAGGUGCUGCUGCACCUGUCAUAUUAAGUAGCGCAACGUCAGGUUUAGCAGCUGGUGGAACAGCGACAGGCGUUGCAACUGCAGCAGGCGCAGGUGUUGCUACAACAGUAGGUGCAUCAGCUGCCGCUGGCGGAGUGGCUGGUACUAUAACAGCAGCUGGAGCGACCAGUGCAGUGGUUACUGCGACAGGAACGGCAGCUGGAGCGGCAUCUGGAGGCGCACUUAGUUCCAUUAUUGCAGGUGUGGUUUCGGGUCCUGUGGGUUGGACCAUUCUUGGUUCUCCAGAGGACACGUUAACUGGUCUUCAUACUACAUUUGAUUGUUGGAAGCCAAUACUUCACGAUGAUUCAGUUGAACCAUCAAAUGGAAAACUCUUGCGAGAUAUAGUUGUGGAUUCACGCAUACAGAAAGUAACAAUACAAAACAAUUCUGAUGGUAGUAUAUCACAAUUUGUACUUGAAAACAUAUGGAAUGAAAGUUUUAAUAUCGAAUUCUUUUAUUUAAUGCCAAUGAAACAACUGGUUGCUCAUGCUGAUAAGAUAUAA
Adineta steineri is the source of this 606-nucleotide messenger RNA. The record is from the annotation of a GenBank genome assembly. Lineage: Eukaryota; Metazoa; Rotifera; Eurotatoria; Adinetida; Adinetidae.